Cololabis saira (Pacific saury) is the source of this 2859-nucleotide messenger RNA. RefSeq names its product protein zyg-11 homolog. Gene Ontology annotation, molecular function: protein binding. The transcript is spliced from 14 exons. The record is from RefSeq and is a predicted model, not a curated record. The coding region runs from base 200 to 2443 and encodes 747 amino acids. Lineage: Eukaryota; Metazoa; Chordata; Actinopteri; Beloniformes; Belonidae. Gene Ontology annotation, cellular component: Cul2-RING ubiquitin ligase complex.
UCAACAGACACUGAUCAAAACACUGGGGACGUUUCUUCCUUUUUCCUUCAUUUAAAAAACAAACAAAUAUAUAUAAAUAUAUAUAUAUAGCAACUUCACCUGAAAGUUUAAGAAUAAAGAUGUAUUUUAGUUGUAAAAGUUACUGAACGAGCCGUCACUGUUGCUGCUCAUUUACCUGCCGACCUUCCACUUGUCCAGCAUGGAUGCUGAGGGCCCCCAGGCGCUCUGCGACCUCUGCCUGGCUCAGGUGUGCUGCAGUUUGGAUGCUCUGUGCAGCCAGCGAGCAGACGGCUCCCUGAGUCUCAUCCGGGCCCCCCCUUUCCCCCAGGAACUGGCUGACCAACUACUGCAGAGGAUGGUGACUACAGGGAUACUGAAUGACACAACUGUUGGGAUUUUCCGCAACUGCAAAGAGCUCCGCCUGCGCCGAGCCUCCAUCCGCCGCUGUCCCGUGUCGCCGGCGGCUUUCCACUUGGCUCUCUGCCCUCACCGACUGCUGGAGCUGGACGUGUCCUGGGUCUCUGGGGGUCUGACCGUGGCUCACGUCAUCCGGGGCCUGGCCCUCAGCCCCGAGUGCAGGUCCUCGGUGCAGAGGUUGUCCCUGAGCGGUUUACUGACGGACUGGGGGUCCGUGGAGGAGGAGAGCAUUGGCUUCAGCUCCCUGCAGAGUCUCAGAACGCUCCAGGUCUCCAACACAGACCUGAGUGAUGAAAUCCUCCAAGACAUCUGUUCUCUCCCUCACCUAGAAACCCUGGAUAUCUCCUGCAGCCCCGUCUCGACACUGACCGCGCUGCUCCAGUGCAAAAACACCCUGAGAUCACUAAUCGCCCACCGGCUGCGGCAGCUGGACACGUCGCCCGCCGGGCUGCUGUCAGUCUUCGGCCAGCUCCACGCCCUCAGACAUUUGGACUUUUCAGACGAUCACUUUGCCACCGACGACAGUGACGGCAGAGAUGGAGACGAGGCGGUGCGGCAGCUUCUUGAGGGAAGUCCUCAGGUCCUCCCUUCGCUCGUCUCUCUUGAUAUAUCGGGCCGGAAAACGGUGGGGGAAGCUGCCCUCACCGCCUUCCUGGAGUCCAGGGCUGGACUCGUCUUCCUGGGCCUGCUGGCUACGGGGCUCAGCUCCUGUCACAUCCUCGCUUCACAAAAAACCCUAAAAGUUACCGGAGGGGCUAACGAGGACCAGGUGUGUGAGGCCCUCAGGAGGUACAGAGAACGGGAGUGUUUGGUCCGAGAGGCCCUCGUCCAUCUCUACAGCCUAACCGCCGACGCUGGCCGACCGCAGCCAGACGUGCUGAAGCUGGUGGUGAGUGUGAUGCAGAGCCACCCGUCUUCCCUGCACGUGAACCUGGUGGCCACCGCCUGUGUCUUCAACCUGACCACCCACGACCUGGCGGAGGCCAUGCCGGUCGGCCUGAUGAGCUCCACCGUCACCAGCCUGCUGCACGCCAUGAAGAGCUUCCCCGCCCACCAGCAGGUGCAGAAGAACUGCCUGCUGGCGCUUUGCAGCGACUACAUCCUCCUAGAUUUCCCAUUCGACAAAUUCAGGUAUUUAGCGGCCACGCUGGUGAUUGACUUGCUGAGCAACCAUGAGGAUCUGACCCUGCAGAGGAUGGCGGUGGCCGUCAUUUCCAUUCUGAUGGCAAAGCUGUCCACAGAGGAGAUCGCUCAGCUCAGCAAUGGCAUCUUUUUUAUGAAGCAGCUGCUGGCCAUCGUGCAGCAGAAAGCCAUGCUGGGCGUGGUGGACUCCACCCUGAAGUUUGCCCUGAGGACUCUGUGGAACCUGACGGACGACAUGCCCAGCGCAGCCCACACCUUCAUCCAGUGCCAGGGGCUGGAGCUGUACGAGGAGGUUCUGGAGUCCUACUAUAAUGAACCCUCUAUUCAGCAGAAAAUUCUUGGUCUUUUGAACAACCUAGCGGAGGUGGAGGAGCUGCAGGCUGAGCUGAUGGAUGAGGACCUGUUGGAGCACGUGCUCCAUCUGCUGCAGGAUUCCCAGGUGGAGAUGGGAGUCCGCUACUUCGCAGGAGGAAUUCUGGCACAGCUCGCCUCCAGAGCAGAGGCCUGGACCCUCGACGAGGAGCUCCGCUCCACCAUACUGACGCAGCUGCAUGAGACGAUAAUAACAUGGACCCAUCUCGAGAGGGAAAUGGUGUCUUACAGGUCGUUCCGUCCGUUCCGGCCUCUGCUCCAGACGGGUCAGCCGUCGGGAGUGCAGCUGUGGGCGGUCUGGGCCAUACAUCUGCUCUGCAGCCAAAACACUUCACAUUACAGCGGGAUGCUGGAGGAGGGAGGUCUGACUGAACUCCUGCAGGCUCUGGCCGCUCACCCCGACACUCACCCAGACAUCAGAACUAAAUCACUCAGCAUCCUGUCUCUGGUGGGACAUCAGCCGGGCCCCCCAGGAGCCCUCAGCCACGACACACAACCUCAACACUCCUGACAAAUAUGUGAAGAAAUCUGUUUGAUCUGAGCUGAUGUUUUCCUCAGGAGAUUCUGAAAUGUGCUAGACAUAAAGAUGCAAAUGAGGCUGAUGCAGUUGGAAAGUGCAGAAGCUCCAUGUCAGCCAAUGUAGAAUUGAUGUUUAGUACAAUAAGUGAUGUAUUUUAUACUUUAUGUGACAAACAUGAUUUCUUGUUGUAUUAACUUGUUUUUGUCUUUUGGGAGUUUAGUUUGGAAACCACUUUUGUUAUUUAUGGGCAGGCUGGAGAUGAGAUGAGUAACAUUUGUAUCGUAUUAGCCUCUAAUAAACUAAGGCUGCAGCUUGUUGUCAGUUCUGAGCUCUGCCACUAGAGGGCGUGUGGAGGCUUCCCUGCCUGUGGGUACAAGAGUAUUUAAAAAUCAUAUACCAUACAUGAA